Messenger RNA from Beta vulgaris subsp. vulgaris (sugar beet), 1389 nucleotides. Its product is annotated as ethylene-responsive transcription factor 5. Lineage: Eukaryota; Viridiplantae; Streptophyta; Magnoliopsida; Caryophyllales; Amaranthaceae. Bases 90 to 1136 code for a protein of 348 amino acids. Gene Ontology annotation, molecular function: DNA-binding transcription factor activity; DNA binding. Gene Ontology annotation, biological process: ethylene-activated signaling pathway; regulation of DNA-templated transcription. The transcript has a single exon. The record is from RefSeq and is a predicted model, not a curated record.
CACACUUCUUUUCCACUCAACUCAUUACCUCCUUUUUAUUUUCUCUCUCAUCUUUUAAGUUUUAUUGAAACCUUGUAUCUUCUUCAACAAUGGCGUUAUCCGAUGAAUCAUCAGCUUUAGAGUUCAUCAAAAGCCAUCUAUUCAGUGAACUCUCUCCAAUCGGUGGAGGAUUUAGCUUUAUUAAUAAUAAUUAUGCUAAUAAUAAUACCACUAAUUUCGUAUUUAAUCAGUGUAAUUUUGGAUUUGAAGAUCCUAAACCUGAACUAUCAAUUUCCAAAUCAAAUUCAAAUUCAAAUUCUCUCUCCUCACAAAACUCUCUUUCUAGCAGUUCUACCUCGUUUUUGUUCGAAGAACAGGUGAUUCCGACCUCAAUUAAGGGAGAACAAGCUUCUGAUUUCGAUUUUGACUUUGAUUUUGAUGUCGAUUUCACUAAGUUUGAUCCGAUAUCAUCACCAUCGCCGACGUUUUCCGGCGGAUCGAAGUCGAAGUUUCGCGAGAGAAAACCGGCGAUGAAAAUCGCAGUUCCGGCUCCGGCGAAAAAAUUCGAGGUGGUCGAGUUCGUGCCCGAGUCGACUCAGCGAGUUAGCGCCAACGAGUCGACUCAGCGAGUCAACUCGGAGGAGGAGACUCGGAGGCACUACAGAGGAGUGAGGAGAAGGCCGUGGGGGAAGUACGCGGCCGAAAUUCGGGACCCGAACAAGCGCGGGUCCCGUGUUUGGCUCGGGACUUACGACACGGCGGUGGAAGCGGCCCGAGCCUAUGAUCGGGCCGCCUUCAAGCUCCGUGGCUCGAAGGCAAUCCUAAACUUUCCACUCGAAGUUUGUAACUUGGUGGCGGAGGACUCCUCAACCACCGUGGCUGCCUCCGUAUGCGGUGGCAGUGACGGCGGAAGGAAGAGAAAAGAGGUGGAGAAGGUGAAGAAAACGGAGAUAGUGGAAACAAAGAAAGUCAAAACUGAGAAUACGUGUAAGAACAAAACAACGUCGUUUGAAGAAAUGGGGCCGUUGACGCCGUCAAGUUGGACGGCGUUUUGGGAUGUGGAUGUGAAGACAGAAAAUGGAGUAUUUAACGUACCUCCUUUGUCGCCGUUAUCUCCACAUCCAUCGUUUGGGUACCCACAGCUGGCGGUUAUGUGAGACAUUAUAAUGAUUAGUACUAAAGUAGAACUUAUUUUGUAAGAAAAAGAAAAAAAAAAUGUGAAAAAGUAGAACGUUUAACGGGUGCUGUAUUAUGUGAAUAGCAGCCUUGUGGUUUAGAGGAAUAGUAUAUUUUUUCAUUUGAUUAAUUUAAUUGAUAUGGUUAAAUUAUGUUUUUAGUUGAAAGUGGUAGGGAUAAGUAAGAAUAUUAAUGUUUGAUUAAUGGAAUGAAAAAGAUUGUUUAAAUUUCAAA